UCAUACGCUGCGUUAUAAUAAUUCUACUUUAUUUAAAUUUGCACAUCCACGUUUAUUUUUGUGCUACAUGGACGGUUAACAACAGCUACUUUUGUUCGGCCGGGAAACACAUCGGCAAGAGCAGGCUGGCUUGGGUGUCUACCGCAACUUGAAGAUUCUGUAAUAAUAUGGAAACAUAUGAUGUUAUAGUUAAUCAGCCUGUAGUUAUAGACAACGGGUCUGGUGUUAUCAAAGCCGGCUUUGCUGGGGACCAGGUACCAAAAUGUCAUUUCCCAAAUUACAUUGGUCGACCGAAGCACAAGCGGGUUAUGGCUGGAGCCUUGGAAGGCGAGAUCUUCAUGGGACCAAAGGCAGAGGAACAUCGUGGUUUGUUAAGCAUUCGCUACCCAAUGGAACAUGGCAUUGUGACCGACUGGAACGACAUGGAGCGCAUCUGGCAGUACAUUUAUUCGAAAGAGCAGCUGCAGACCUUUUCGGAGGAACACCCCGUGCUGCUCACGGAGGCUCCCAUCAAUCCGCUGCGCAACCGCGAGCGUUCGGCCGAAAUCUUCUUUGAGACCUUCAACGUGCCAGCUCUCUUCGUCUCCAUGCAGGCUGUUCUCAGUUUGUAUGCAACGGGACGGACCACGGGUGUAGUGUUGGACUCUGGUGACGGUGUCACGCACGCGGUGCCCAUCUACGAGGGGUUUGCCAUUCCGCACAGCAUCCUCCGCGUGGACGUGGCGGGGCGCGACGUCACUUCCUACCUGCGCCACCUUCUCCGCAAAGAAGGCACAAACUUCCACACGACGGCAGAGUUUGAAAUUGUAAAGACAGUGAAAGAGAAAGCCUGCUAUCUUGCCAACAACCCACAGCGCGAGGAGACGAUGGACACGGAGAAAGCCCACUACGUGCUGCCCGACGGGACCACGCUGGAGAUUGGACCCGCGCGGUUCCGCGCCCCCGAGGUGUUGUUCCGACCCGACCUUAUAGGGGAGGAAUUUGAAGGUGUUCACCAGGUGUUGGUGUUUGCGAUUCACAAAUGCGACAUGGACCUUCGCCGGGUGCUCUAUCAGAAUAUCGUGCUCUCCGGGGGCUCUACGCUCUUCAAAGGAUUUGGUGACAGACUCCUCAACGAAGUCAAAAAGAUUGCUCCCAAAGGAAUCAAAAUCAGAAUAUCGGCCCCCCAGGAACGGCUGUACUCCACGUGGAUCGGAGGCUCCAUCCUAGCGUCUCUAGACACCUUCAAGCGCAUGUGGGUCUCCAAACGGGAAUACGAAGAAGAAGGAACUCGGGCGCUCCACCGCAAGACCUUCUGAGGCUUUGCCUUCGAUGCUUUCAUUUCUAGGCUUCCCUCAUUUUAGUGGGUUUUGUAUUUAUUGUUUCUAAGGUCUUUUCAGGGGGGGAAACCAAGCAACAGUGCCUCACAUUGAGGAGUACUUGUUUGGCUCUGUUUCCACGCUGCUUUGGUUCCGGAGUUGCCUUGUAUAACACCCCCCGCACCCUUUAACAGUCGAUCGAGCGAAGGACGUGUAAGAAACGAGACUAUUUUGGGAGAGACGGCCCAACAAGUGCCAGUGCAUUCCAGGCAGCUCUCCAGUUGACGCUUUGCAUGCCAUCUUUGAACAGUUUUUGCAAACAUUUGUGUAAGUUAAAGGCUGCCGAGAAAUAAAUGAAGUUUGGAUCACUUUUAGAAAA
Messenger RNA from Ornithodoros turicata, 1677 nucleotides. RefSeq names its product alpha-centractin (gene Arp1). The record is from RefSeq and is a predicted model, not a curated record. Bases 168 to 1298 code for a protein of 376 amino acids. The transcript is spliced from 7 exons. Lineage: Eukaryota; Metazoa; Arthropoda; Arachnida; Ixodida; Argasidae.